Molecule: messenger RNA, 3096 nt
Organism: Penicillium diatomitis
Lineage: Eukaryota; Fungi; Ascomycota; Eurotiomycetes; Eurotiales; Aspergillaceae
Product: WD repeat protein
Exons: 8
Coding region: 1-3096 (1031 amino acids)
Biological process (GO): protein deubiquitination; double-strand break repair via homologous recombination
Molecular function (GO): ubiquitin binding
Source: RefSeq, a predicted model, not a curated record
AUGUAUGGCACGAAAACUCAACCACCAAAGGGUCACGUACGCAGACUCACAGCCUCGGAACUAGUGCUUCCUCUGCCUGAUGCUCCCGGCGGCCACCGACUGGGAGUGAACGGGCUGGCAGUCGACCGUCAGAACUCCAUUCUUUACUCCGCCGGGCGUGACGGUGUCGUUUGCUCGUGGGACCUCGACUGCUCGCUGGCUCAGCUGCAUGCCUCUAAUCCCUAUUCGUCGUCCAAGCACACCCCCGGUCCAACACGCUUCAAGACACAAGUGCAGGCUCACAGCCACUGGAUCAAUGACAUUGUCUUGACCCACAACAACUCGGCCCUGGUGUCGGCCUCGUCGGACACCACUGUUCGACUGUGGCGGCCACAUUCAGAGUCGACUGAUGUUCCAGAACGCAUCGGAAAGCACAGUGAUUAUGUCAAGACACUUGCGACUCCCAGUGGUCAGGCCACGUGGGUUGCAUCGGGAGGCCUCGAUCACAAAUUGUACCUAUGGGAUCUCAGCGGCGCCGGUGAGAUUCUCAGUAUCAAUGCCGAGGGAGACGAUACUACCGAGAAAGGGUCCGUCUAUGCCCUCGGCGCGGUGAAUUCCGUGCUGGCCAGUGGAGGGCCCGAAAAUGUAGUUCGCGUCUGGGACCCUAAAUCGGGCAAACUGGUCACCAAAUUUGUCGGUCACACCGACACCAUUCGCGACAUUCUGGUCAAUGAGGCGGGAGAUACGAUCCUCACUGCAUCGUCGGACCAGACGAUCAAGGUCUGGUCGCUCACGGCGGGUCGCUGCAUGAACACCUUAACAAUGCACAAUGACAGCGUCUGGUCGCUGUUCUCAGACGAGCCAGAUCUGUCGGUAUUCUAUUCGAGUGACCGAUCCGGGUUGGUUGCGAAGACGGACACCCGCAGAUCGGCCGAUAUCGAGCAAGGUACCUGCGUUGCAGCCCUGCAGGAACACGAAGGUGUUGUCAAGGUGGUGGCGGCUAGCGACUUUAUCUGGACGGCUACUCCCAAAUCAGGUAUCAACCGCUGGAGAAAUGUUGAUACCACCCUGGACAUUGAGACGCCACCUCAUCCUCGACGCGUUCCCGACUCGCCAGAGGUGCCACCCGAGACUCCCAAGCCCGAGACUCCAACAAAGGAGACCCCGAAGACUAUUCCCUUCUCCGCAAUCCUGCAGCUCACAGCUACUUCCGAGCUGAUUCGCCCUGCUCCAUCCUGCGGUGUGCAGUCUGGACUGCCUGGGCUGGAAGGAGAUCUCGAUAUGGCAACUCCUGUGCACUCGGCGCCAGAGGAAACGAUAGAGGGCCAGCAUGGUCUCAUCAAGAGCUUGAUGCUGAAUGACCGGAAACGUACGCUCACGCAAGACUCGGCAGGGGAGGUGGUCCUGUGGGAUCUACUCAAGUGCGUUCCCGUCCAGUCAUUUGGAAAGCGCCACAUCGAUGAUGUUGCGAGCGAAAUCAACACCACUGAAAGUAUCUCCCAUUGGUGUACCAUUGACAUCCGAACGGGACGAUUGUCAGUCAUUCUUGAACCCAAUCGUUGUUUCGAUGCCGAGGUCUAUGCGGAUGAGGCUGAUCUGUCCCCGGCUGAUCUAGCCCAGUUCCGGGAUGAUCAGCGCAUCAACCUGGGUAAAUGGAUUCUCCGCUGGCUUUUCGCUCCGUUGGUCGACGAACAGAUUCGACGCGACAAAGACUACCGCGAUGCCGCACUCGCCAGAGCAGAGGAACGAGCCAAACUAUUUCCCAAGAGCCCAUUUACGCCUGGAUACGAAAUCCCUCGUAGCACAGGCAUUCCGAUUCACAAUGAUCUGUCAAUGACUACCUUGCGUCCUGGCACGGACUUCCCAGGAAGUCCCACGACGCCCGGUUUCGGCAUUCAUGCAGGCACCCCGGGCCCGGCAGCUGCUUUGAGCUCGUCGAUGCAAAGUCACUCGUUCCUCUCACCCACCGACGUUGACAUACCAGAUGGGCUGUCGUCGGGUAAUCUCCAGCAUGAUGGAGGGCCAUCGUCCUUUUCAGAGAAACACGGAGAUUACUUCUCCUCUCGCCACGCCCGUAAUGACAAUGACAAAGCACCCAUGUCACCUUUCGAUGGCGCUUCUAACCCGGCACUCCCGCAAUCGCCAGCGGAGCCUGAAAAAGAAGAGAAGCGAAAGGGAUCGUUCUUUGGCAAGAAAUUGAACUUCCCCAAGAAGCUGGGUCGCACAUCCACGGAGACUAAGCCGCAGGUCCCGGAUGAGAAGCCUGAAGAGUCCGAAGUCUCAUCUGUAAAGGAAGAGAAGGUGUACGAGACGAACAUUAGUGGGGUUAUCGAACGGAUUCAUGACGAGUACGAGGACUAUCUGGCCCAAAAUCCGAAUUGCAAAGAAUUGAGCUCCACAAUCACACCAAGCGCAGAAAAUGAGACGCCUCGGUUGGAUAUUCCAUCGCGAACGGCAGUGUUCAUUCAAGAAGAGACCGGUGACACCGCCGUGGCUUCAGACCUCUAUCGUGGAAACGUGGGCCUUAUUGGCCAGGAUGUUGAACGAUUGGAGAAGGCUAUCCCCCAUUGGCUUGGAGAGCUGCUACUGAAGAAUUCAAUACCGUUCAAGGAGCAAGUCAAGAUUGCCUUUGUCUUGAAACCAUUCGACGAUUCCUUGCCUCCUGUGGCUAAACCUGAUCCACCAAGUGCGAUGACUGGGCCAGGGAAUAAUGCCAACACUAAUUCACGCCUCAACGCAAAUCGCAUGCUCCGAACUAAAAAGGUGUUGGCCUACGUUGCCGAGCGCAUCGACCCCCCGAAUCCCGAUGAUCCCGAAUCCAACCAGAUGCCGCCGGAGGAGUAUCUCGAGCUUUACUGCCAGAAGAUGCUCUGCCCGCCUAACAUGACACUUGCCACCAUCCGAACGCAUCUUUGGCGCACCUCUGGUGACAUGAUCCUCCACUACAAGGCAAAUGGCAAAAAGCAAAUUCAUCCCCCGCCUGGAUUGACGGACCCUGACACUCAUGGUUUGCCAACGGUCGAGGGCCACGUUCUUAAUGGGGAUCGUACAGCAGCUCCAUCGAGCAUUCACUCCAUGACGAAUUCAGGGUCGGUUGCUGGCUCGGCUGCUGCCUAA